AUGACUCAAAAAUCACUCGCUCAGCUAUUCAACCACGAUCGAUACCAGAAAUUUACAGGCACAAACAACAACCAGACCAUGGCAAUGCAAAUACGCGAAACAUUAUCCGACAGCUGUACCGCACUCAUUGCCGAGCCUACCAUUUCCUGUCGUUUACAUUAA
Messenger RNA from Fusarium sp. VM40, 162 nucleotides. The record is from the annotation of a GenBank genome assembly. NCBI's taxonomy places the organism in Eukaryota, Fungi, Ascomycota, Sordariomycetes, Hypocreales, Nectriaceae.